This is a messenger RNA of Nelumbo nucifera (sacred lotus), 2222 nucleotides long. Its product is annotated as protein NRT1/ PTR FAMILY 5.2-like. The record is from RefSeq and is a predicted model, not a curated record. Gene Ontology annotation, cellular component: membrane. Gene Ontology annotation, biological process: dipeptide transport; transmembrane transport. NCBI's taxonomy places the organism in Eukaryota, Viridiplantae, Streptophyta, Magnoliopsida, Proteales, Nelumbonaceae. Gene Ontology annotation, molecular function: tripeptide transmembrane transporter activity; dipeptide transmembrane transporter activity.
GAAGGCAGGAGGAGCGCGAGAGAGAGAGAGGGAGGCCUAUAUAAGAAUGGGUUGGUAUUGGGUACAGAGGCAUCAAUAGUAGUAGUAGAAGACCAGUUUGUAGUAAAGCAGCAAAAGCCUAUCUUAUAGUAAUGAGUGAUUGAUUAGUCAUCAGCUGCCAUGGCUGGAGAGGAAGAAGGGCAUGGUGAUCAUCAUCAGUAUACUCUGGAUGGCACCGUCGAUCUCAAAGGAAAACCUGUCCUUAGAUCCAAGAGAGGUGGUUGGAAAGCCUGUUCAUUCAUUGUUGUUUAUGAGGUGUUUGAACGUAUGGCUUAUUACGGUAUCUCGUCGAAUCUGGUCCUUUACUUGACAAGGAAGCUCCAUCAGGGAACAGUCAAAUCUUCCAACAAUGUCACCAACUGGGUCGGGACCGUCUGGAUGACACCCAUCUUGGGUGCAUACGUUGCUGAUGCACAUCUGGGCCGUUACUGGACCUUCCUCAUCGCAUCUGCCAUCUAUCUCAUGGGGAUGAGUCUUCUAACACUAGCAGUGUCAAUCUCUGCUCUGAAACCACCCCCUUGUCAGCAAAUAGUUGCAACUGACUGCAAGAAGGCCUCAACAGCGCAACUGGCUGUGUUCUAUGGUGCUCUGUACAUACUGGCAUUGGGCACUGGUGGGACCAAGCCAAACAUUUCAACAAUUGGGGCUGACCAAUUUGACGACUUCGACCCAAAGGAGAAGGCCCAUAAGCUCUCCUUCUUCAAUUGGUGGAUGUUCAGUAUAUUCUUUGGGACUCUCUUUGCUAACACUUUUCUUGUGUACAUUCAAGACAACGUGGGCUGGACCCUAGGUUAUGGGCUUCCAACAAUUGGGCUUCUCAUAUCCGUCAUUAUCUUUGUGGUUGGUACACCACUCUACAGGCACAGGGUACCCACAGGAAGUCCCUUCACUAGGAUGGCUAGAGUCAUAGUGGCUGCCCUGAGGAAAUGGAGGGUGCCCAUUCCUAGUGACCCCAGAGAGCUCUACGAGCUUGGCUUGAGGGAAUACGAAGAGAAAGGGAAGUUCAAGAUUGAGUCCACACCUUCCUUGAGGUUCCUGAACAAAGCCUGUGUAAAGACAGAGUCCAACACUCCAUGGAUGCUUUGUCCAGUAACCCAAGUAGAGGAGACUAAGCAAAUGCUCCAUAUGAUCCCAAUCUUGACAGCAACGUUUGUGCCCAGUGCAAUGAUCGCUCAGGUCAAUACCCUUUUUGUGAAGCAAGGGACUACUCUUGACAGGAGUAUAGGGAGCUUCCAAAUUCCUCCGGCCAGCUUAGCCGGAUUUGUAACAAUAUCCAUGCUCAUCUGUGUCGUGCUAUAUGACCGAUAUUUUGUGAAGAUUAUGAGGAGAUGGACCAAAAAUCCUAGAGGGAUCACUCUCCUUCAAAGAAUGGGAAUUGGCCUUGUUUUUCACAUUAUAAUCAUGUCAGUUGCAUCUCUUACUGAGAGACAUAGGUUGAGUGUAGCCAAAGAUCAUGGUUUAGAACAAAAUGGGGGGAGAGUUCCUCUCAGCAUUUUCAUUUUACUACCUCAGUUUGUGCUCAUGGGGAUGGCUGAUGCGUUUCUAGAGGUGGCAAAGAUUGAAUUCUUCUAUGAUCAGGCACCUGAAAGCAUGAAGAGUUUGGGAACUUCUUAUUCCAUGACCAGUUUAGGGAUUGGAAACUUCCUUAGCAGUUUCCUUCUUUCCACAGUGUCUCACAUCACCAAGAAGCAUGGCCACAGGGGAUGGAUUCUAAAUAACCUAAAUGCAUCGCACUUGGACUACUACUAUGCAUUCUUUGCAAUAUUGAACCUCUUGAACUUCAUCUUCUUCAUUGUUAUAACUAGGUUCUAUGUUUACAGAGCAGAGGUCUCCAAUUCAAUGCAAGUUCUCAAGGAAGACAUUCAGAUGAAGUCACUUAAGGUCACUAACCAGGAGUCUGGGGCUUAGGCUGAUUGUUGGAUCUAGUGAGAGGAGAAAUCUACAACACAUAUCCUUGAAUGUUUGCAAUGAUUGACAAAUUUGCACCAGCUUCAUGCAUGCCGCCGCUGCCUUCACCAACAAAUAUGGCAUUCUAGAUUGUAAUAAUUUGUGUCAAGUGAAGGAUGGAUCACUUAAUUUGUGUUGCAUGUAUAUUUGAUGUAGUGUAACUCAAAUUAAAAUGUAUUGCACUGUUAUAUUGAAUUGAAUCCAAGGUCCAAGGAGAUUGUCUUGCUUGCUUUUCA